CCAGAGCUGUCUGUGUGUGCUCAGAAAAACGCCCUGUGUGCUUGUCUGACAUACUUCACCACACAAACCACCAUGUAUUCAGUUAGACUUUCACAUCAACAUCCUCAUUCGUACCUGCUGUCUGUCUGCUAGCUCGCUGUAGCUCUCACAACAGUCGGAAAUCAUUCUCUGCCUUUUUCGAAAAUGCAGGAGAGCUCUGCUUCCAAAGGUGAAAAGACUCCAUGGACAAGACCUAGACGAUGGUUGUGUUUUUGGAUACUGUUACUCGUGAUGGUACCGUUAAUUAUGAUCUACAGUUCGAGCCCCAAAGUAUCAUGGCCUUUGAAGUUUUGGACGACACACUCACAUUCAAGCCAAUCUUACAGCAAUAAGACUACUACAGUCCACAGUGUCUCCCCAGAUGCCCCAGAUGGCACUUCAGCAUACUUUGUUGCGUACCCGCGCCGGUAUGGCUUCGUUUUGGACGAACCCCAUAGAUGUCAGCAGGAAAGCCCAUUCUUGGUUCUUAUGAUCCCAGUCGCACCCCACAACAGAGAGGCCCGUGAUAUAAUCCGCAACACGUGGGGCAAAGAAACUACUGUGCUUGGCAGAGUGGUCAGCCACUACUUCCUGCUGGGACUGUCCAAAGAGCAAGAUGGGACAGAAACCAUUAAGGAGCAAGUGUUACAAGAAAGCCAGAGACAUCGUGAUAUUCUCCAGAGUGACUUCUUGGACAGCUACAAUAACCUCACCAUUAAAACCAUGGUCAUGUUUGAAUGGCUCAGCUCCCAUUGCCCCAACACCUCCUACGCCAUGAAGAUUGACUCGGACAUCUUCCUCAAUGUCCACAACCUCGUUGACAUGCUUUUGAAAGCCCCCCGACAUCUCUACAUGACAGGAAUGGUGGCAAGGGGUGCUGCUGUUCUCAGAGACCCUAACUCAAAGUGGUUUCUUCCGGUGUCUGCCUUCCCUGAUUCUAGAUACCCACCGUAUGCCCUGGGACUGGGCUAUGUGUUCUCACUGGAUUUACCCAAAAAGAUACUGGAGGCAUCUGCACAUGUUAAAGCUGUUUACAUUGAAGAUGUGUACGUGGGACUGUGUAUGAGGCAUUUGGGAAUCGCACUGACAGAUCCUCCUCAUGGUAGUUUGUUUAGGGCAGAUAUACCUUAUUGGGUAAGCAACUGUUACUGGACCUCUGUCAUUACAACGUUACUACAGAACUCUAACCAACUUUCAGAUGUAUGGGGAACAUACCAGACUCAAGCACAAAGUGGCUGUUAACACUUUCGCCCGUGCCUUACAAAAACUAUGUAACUGCAUAGCCCUGUUGCACAGCACAGCAGUUACAACACCACUCUGUUUACAUCAUAAGUUGCCGCUUUGAUUGCUGCCUUUUUUUCAUCUUUGAAGUACGGGCGGGACUUUUGAUAUCGAAACAACAGAGAUUGUGAGACAUAUACAUUUUCAGGCUUAGCAAAAUGUGUUUAUAUCUUCGGUGUUUGCGAAGAUUGCACAAAUGAUUGUAAAGAUGUCAAUAAUUUUAAGAUUUUGGGAUGGAGAUCAGUUUUUUUAUGAAUUGCUCUUGUGUCCAUAUAGCACAUAGAAUGUAACAAAUGUAAUUAAACAGGGAGUUAGCAGGCCUGGUAGUUACCACACUGUGAACUGAUGGAGUUGUCUGGGGAGUAAAGCCCCUAUAUGUAGAAUAUUAUUUUAAUUUCAUGGCAUGAAGGAAAAUGAUUGUCUAAAGGGAAAUGAUUAGCACAAACAAACAGUCAUGCAUAAGAUUGCGUGACUGACUUUCAUCACUGAAACUUCCCUUAGAGGAAGAGGCCGACCUAACACUACUGCUGCAUAGCAGAGUGCAUUGAAAGGUACACAACUGCACACAUUAGACAGUUUACACAGUCUGCUGCGGAACAGCUGUAGUUACUACAACUCUGGAAUAAUCUGAAUAACCACGACAUUAUUGGCGUUAACUGUCAGGACUACCAGAAUAUUCACCAGCAAAUUAAAUUUGUAUAGUGGCGCCCUCGGCUGUAAACAGAAGAGCAUGAUAGCGUCACUGAAUAUGACGUGAGCAAGCAUAAUAACAGUAACUGAACAAAAAAUAUUUUUCACACUUUGUUUGCAUAUUAAAGUUCCACCCAAAGACAUGCAUGUGUUUCGCAAAGAUCUGAUGUGUAAUUAGAUAGUGAGUUGUUACAUGAGACAAAGAUCUGAUAAUUAAGUGAGGAUGUGUUUGUUUACUGAGCGAUGUAAAGUGCUGAAUCAGAGUGAAAGACUUGGCGUGCCAUGUGGCUAUUAUCUUAGGUACUUUUAUGUAUGUUCUGUGCUAAAUCUACGGUAUUUGUCUUUGAAAAUACAGCUAAAUUGAUAAGAAGAAAUAUGCAGUACAGUAACUAUUGUGCAAAUAAUGAUGUAUAAUGGAAUACAAUAUAUUUCUUUAAAAUGUUUUUCCCAGUUGUCCAGUAUACGCAAAUAGAUUUUGACAAGUAAGCUUCAACAAAACCGACUAAAAAUACACUCUGACAGACCUAUGUCCUAAAAAUUACAUUCCUAGACAAAAAAAAAUGCAUUCUCAAUUACGUAUUAAGGAAAAGAUAUUUUGUCCUUGAUAACGUUUGUACUUGAUGUAUCACAAAUACGAUUCUAAUCAAAGUCCACCAAAGUCUGCAUAGGGAGUAGGUCGGGGUGAAUGGACACCCAGGAGACCACUGUUCAUGUCCUGUGUGAACCCAACAGUCAACGUCGACUUACGUCACAUACUUAUACUUAUAUACGUAACUUUAUAUAAUGUAACAAACGUACUUAUUUGAAUCCAUCAAAUCAACCAUCUUUUCCUAAACCUAACCAAGUAGUUUUGUUUCAAUUCACGACGUUAACCAUGUGUUUUAAAAUGCGACUGUUAUGCACAGACGCUGGAAAAUAAAUUUCCCUCACAACGCAAUUGAGAAUGCAGAAUCGUUCCGGGAACGUAAUUUUUUAGGAGUCGGGGUUCCGUUUUGUUGGAGCUGUUUUAGAGAAGAUACAGUUGAUUCAACGUUAUGGUCAUUUAAUUGUUGCAGUUUGUGGUGCUGUUGAAUUUCAUCACGCUACACUGAGAGUUGUUUCUAAUAUUUAGUAUACCCUCAUUCUUAUAAAUUAGUUUUUUUAGCUACUCUAGAGGCAUGGCUCUGAUGUUGGCAAUGUCAGUUCGUCAAUCGCUCAGUCCACCACUUUGGCCCAUACUAAAAUGUCUCAACUACUGAAUGGAUUACUAUGUAAUUUUGUACAUCAUUUAUUGAUCCCAAAGGAUAAAUCAUACAGACUUUUAUUGAUCCUUUGACUUUUCUUUUCGCACUAUUGUGCAGUUGUUAUUUUUUGGGUUUGUGUGAAAUUUGUUGAAAUUUCAUCUGUUAAAUGAAAUGCCAUGAAAUUUAAUGCAAAUAUUCAAGGUCCACAGAGGAUGAAUCCUAAUGUCUCAGAUUAUGUCUUCACUAUUUAUCUAAUGCCACCAGCAGAUCAAUGUUUUUACAUAUCCAGUGACAGCUCGACAUCUACUUGAUAGAUUGGCGCCAAAUUUUGUAGACACUCAUGGUCCCCAGAAGAUGUUUUCUAAUUACUGUGGUAAUCCCUUGACUUUUCCUCUAUCGUCAUCAGCAGGUUGAUAUUUUUGGUUCCGUGUGAAAUGUCUUUUCUUUUUUUGGACUGACUGCCAUAAAAAUUUGGAAUGGACUUUUCUGUUCCCCAGAGGAUACACAUUGUAAUAACUUCAGUGAUUACAUAACUUUGACAAUUGCCCAAUAAUGGGAUUUAAAGAAAAAAGAAAAUAUAUUAUAAUGAAGUCAAAUUUUGUAGGUAGGGUAGAUUACAUGUACUGUAAAUGCCCUUCCAUUUAGCCAUUUAAUAACUAAAUGCCUAUACUUCAUCCGAAGAGGUCUUCUCAGCUGACAAAAUGGGAAAAACUGGACAUUUUUCUAUCCAGUGGUGUAGUGGUAUUUUGAUCAGCUGUAAAUAUUUUUUAAGUGCAUCACAAACAAUGAAAGGACCUUUCCUAACCAAACACA
Messenger RNA from Sander lucioperca (pikeperch), 4025 nucleotides. Its product is annotated as beta-1,3-galactosyltransferase 2-like. The transcript is spliced from 4 exons. Gene Ontology annotation, molecular function: N-acetyl-beta-D-glucosaminide beta-(1,3)-galactosyltransferase activity. Gene Ontology annotation, cellular component: membrane. The coding region runs from base 184 to 1260 and encodes 358 amino acids. Lineage: Eukaryota; Metazoa; Chordata; Actinopteri; Perciformes; Percidae. The record is from RefSeq and is a predicted model, not a curated record.